CCCGUGGUGUGUGGCUCUGUUCAGCUGCAGAAUGAAGAGGAGCCGGGCGAGGCCGUGCCCGUGGUGAACGAUGCCCCUCCGCCCUACAGCAAGCCUGGGGAAUGGGGCUCACUGGAAGUCACCUGGAGCACUGCUCGUUCCCAGCACGGUGUUCUUACACAAGUGCUGAGUUCCCCCGUGUGUCCCUGUUUUUGUGCAGCUUAUUUUGACUACAAGGAUGAGUCAGGGUUCCCGAAGCCGCCGUCCUACAACGUGGCCACCACUCUGCCCAGCUAYGACGAGGCCGAGAGGAGCAAGGCUGAGGCCACCAUUCCCUUGGUYCCUGGCAGGGAUGAUGAUUUUGUGACACGGGAUGACUUUGAUGACACUGACCAGCUGAGGAUAGGAAAUGAUGGCAUUUUCAUGCUGACUUUCUUCAUGGCAUUCCUCUUCAACUGGAUUGGAUUUUUCCUGUCCUUCUGCCUGACUACUUCAGCUGCAGGACGAUAUGGGGCCAUUUCUGGGUUUGGUCUGUCUCUUAUUAAAUGGAUCCUUAUUGUCAGGUUCUCCACCUAUUUUCCUGGUUACUUCGAUGGCCAGUACUGGCUUUGGUGGGUCUUCCUUGUACUAGGUUUUCUGCUGUUUCUCAGAGGAUUUAUUAAUUAUGCAAAGGUUAGGAAGAUGCCAGAUACGUUUUCCACUCUCCCAAGAACCAGAGUUCUCUUUAUUUACUAAAGAUGUUUUCUGGCAAAUGUCUUCCUGCAUUAGUGAAAUCCCCCCCAAGAAGCAGCAGGACACCUGCAGGAAGUGAAUCAAGGCUCUGAAGCAGAAGAAAAAAUAAUCACCUGCUUUAAAAUAAAUAAAUAAAAGUACUGUUGGAAAAAGAAAAAAAAA
This is a messenger RNA of Malurus melanocephalus (red-backed fairy wren), 873 nucleotides long. RefSeq names its product Nedd4 family interacting protein 1 (gene NDFIP1). Gene Ontology annotation, molecular function: WW domain binding. Lineage: Eukaryota; Metazoa; Chordata; Aves; Passeriformes; Maluridae. Gene Ontology annotation, cellular component: perinuclear region of cytoplasm; endoplasmic reticulum; Golgi apparatus. The record is from RefSeq and is a predicted model, not a curated record. Gene Ontology annotation, biological process: positive regulation of protein ubiquitination; vacuolar transport; metal ion transport. The annotation marks the transcript as partial. The transcript is spliced from 7 exons.